Hymenoscyphus albidus is the source of this 4768-nucleotide messenger RNA. The record is from the annotation of a GenBank genome assembly. Lineage: Eukaryota; Fungi; Ascomycota; Leotiomycetes; Helotiales; Helotiaceae.
CAUGAAUCCAGUCCCAAAUUGACGGGUAUCACAUCAGAGUAGACUGCCAGUGAACGUUAUUCACCCUGCAACAGUUCAACAGUUGCUGCAGUUCCAAUGUUCACAGCUUUGCUAGUCAAAUCACUCACUCACCUUAUCCAUGAAGGUCAGAGCACUACGUCCACUUUUGGGUACUUGUGUAUGACUCUACCAUAGACAUGGCGUAAUAUGAGUUUGGCACUUAAGUGCAUUGCAUUCUUGGGAAGAUCAGUAUCUUAUCACAAGAAUGUGCAUUUCUUACCCUUUGCACUGAAUAUAUAGGUAGAAGGCGAUAAGGUGGUGAAUGUGAAGUUCUGAGGUCGCUUUCAAUCGGUUUUGGUGGAGGCGGCGCAGGCACGUGAGUCAAAUUCCUCCCGACCAUCGCGACUUGAACCUGAACACAAACUUAAGAUCCGACCUAUCUUGACCCAGCACCACCGACGACGAUACCUCGAGCGCAUCUUUCCGCAUAUCCACGAUACUUAGCGUCCUGACGAUUCUUUAGAUAGCGAAAACUGCGAGACUUGCCCUGGAGUGACUCCUUCACUUCACACGUCGAUGGUUCACGCCCUAUCUGAGCUUCAGGUUCGCGGCGGGGGGAUCUAGGAAUUUCGCGCGACACCACUGCGCAACAUCAACGAUGGCGGAGACGACGGAAUUCAACGAGAUAGACUGGAAGACCCAGGAGCAAGAAGAUGAUGCGAAUCUUCAGAAGCUCCUGGCAGAAAGUCAGCAAGAUGGAGCAGGGGCGCUCUUUGAUAUGAAUCGACCUCUGGAGACGGGAGAGAAAGCAGAUGACGCGGAGGACUUCGAGGACAUCAGUGACGAUGAUUUGCCCGAAGAAGAGAAAGCUGCUGGAGCAGGGGAAGGUGAUGUGCCAGGUCUUACUGAUGAUAUGGGAACGAGCCACGAUACCGAUGACUUGUUUGGUGAUGGUCGCGGCUCUUCGCCCUUUGACGAAUUCGACGACCAUGACCCUUACCGGCCAAAUGGUGUACCUCAACCCAGUAUCAUCAACGCAGGCCUUACGCUACCAUCUCCUGAAGAGGAAGAGGAAAUUGACCUGCGUGAGCUCAACUUCCCGGAACAUCCUCGAACCACCAACCAAGAUCCAUCCAUCCCAGCGCCCGCUGAAUCCGAAGAGGAGUUAUUGAAACAAUCUUGGCCAGGAUUCCAGCGAGGGACCAUAUUGAACUGGAACCAGCUCCUACCUCCUAAGCCUCGCCAUAUUAUCCCAAAAGCCCCAGAGAAACUCCCCAGACCCGUGAACCCCACGAAGGCCAGCUUGGACCUUGCACCGGAUGAGGAGAAGUCAUUCCGUAAUGCAGGUCCGGCGACAUCAAACAAACGCAAGCGGGUCCAAGAGGCCGAGGCGAAGGGGUUGGUUGCUAUAGUAGAUGAAUCUUCGGCUGAGGAGGAUAACGAGGAAGCUCUCGAUUACUCAAUACCCUCUCCAAUUGGUGGUGUGUCUUGGACCGACCUAGAGGUAUUAUGUGGGGAUUGGGAAUCAAAGAUAGAUCAGCUUCAGCCUCAACCUAUUGAGCAGCCUGAGGAGCUUGACGAAUGGGAGCGAGAGAUGUACGAGGGUCAGCCAACAAAGCGCAGAAAGGUUGUGCCCGCGGAGAGGGAUAUCAUUAAUGCCCCUCGUUUUCCUGCACCCUCAUUCGAUAACUUUGAGGCCGCCACAAAAACAUCGGCUAAGCGCGUACUUCUCGACCUAAACGAUCCACAUCUUUUGCUAGAUACAUUGGAGUACAGUCCUGUAAAACGUCAACGUCUCAAUGCUACCGCCAAAGCUAGUAAAGGUGGAUUUGCUUCAUCGUUUGGUUCGAGAUUCAACAUAUCGAACGAUGAGGCAUAUGACGCUUUGAAGGAGAACCAUCAGAGCAAGGUUCGCGCAACUCUUGGAAACGUAGCCCUCGAGCACAGUAUGCCAGCUCUCAGAUUGCAAUGGCCAUACUAUCUUUGUAGGCUUCUGGUGAACGAUGCUCGAUCCUUUCACAGACCAUCCAUCAAACUCGAGAAACUUCUUAACCAGCCGAAUCAUUUUUCAAAGCCUGCUAUGCGUAAGAAGAAACAAGUCAAGAACAUGCCAACACAGGAGCUGUUCAAGGAAUGCAAGGAUCUUUCUCUCGCAGAUCACUAUUCGUCUGCUACUUUACUUGAGUACUCUGAGGAGCAUCCUAUUAUUCUUUCCAACUUUGGUAUGGGAAACCGUAUCAUCAAUUACUAUCGGCGAAGGGACGCGGACGAUAGUGAACGCCCCCAGCCAGAGGACAAGGUGGGUGAUGUAACUCCAUUGUUGCCAGAGGACAAAUCUCCUUUUGCGAAUUUUGGGGAGGUCGACCCUGGUGAGUCUGUUCGAACGAUCCACAAUUCCAUGUACAAAGCGCCUAUCUUCAAGCAUGAGACGAAAAGCACAGACUUUCUUAUGAUUCGUGAGACCACAGGCAUUGGUGGAUCACAUUGGUAUGUUCGUAACAUUGACCAUGUUUUUGCUGUGGGACAACAGUUUCCUUCCAUGGAGAUUCCUGGACCACAUUCUCGUCGCGUCACAAACGCUACCAAGACCCGGAUGAGGAUGAUUGCUCUCCGGAAAAUGAAACAUAGUCCUACACAUUCAUUGAGAAUCCAAGAAAUUACAGAGCACAUCAAGGACUCUCAAGAUUCACAAAAUAGGCAAAAGAUGAAGGAGUUUUUUGAUUAUGAUAAAACCGACAAGGUGUGGAAAAUGAGAGAAAAUGAGCAAAUCCCAGAUGAAAGUGUCAUCAGAUCAUUCAUCAAGCCAGAAGAAGUUUGUGCCCUUCAGGCCAUGGAGGUUGGCACACGACAGUUGCAGGAUGCUGGCUACGAAGUUGAGGAUGAAAAGAAGACAGCUGGAGGCGAUAAACAACCACAAGAAGACGUUGACGAACCAGCUGAUGAAGGACAACUGGAGAAAAGUUUGACGCCGUGGAGGACCAGCAGAGCGUUCCUGGAUGCAUCUCAAGGUAAGGCCAUGCUAAUGUUACAUGGAGGAGGCGACCCAUCUGGCAAUGGAUUGGCAAUCAGCAUGGUUCGCACAUCUAUGAAGGGUGGCUAUCUUGGUGCACUUCAAGGUCCGUCCUCCACUUCUCAAUUGCAGCAGGAGCGUAAGGCCAAUGGAGGUCAUGGCUACAAUGUCAAGAAGCAAGAGGAGAAGUAUCAAAGUGCAAUUCGUGAGAUUUGGGACAAGCAAAAAGCAAAUUUGAGCGACCCGACUGAAUAUGAAGAGAACGAAGAUGAAAAACGUGAGCAGAUAGAGGAGGAUGCCAGACUGGCAGCUAUUCAGACCCCUCACUCGAUGCAAACUCCAGGUCCGUACGAUGAUUCAGCUAGUAUGGUGAGCGGUCACAGCACACUUAACCACUCAGGAAAGGCGCUCCGAAUUACUCGAAAGGUCAUAAAUCCGAAUACUGGACUAGUUCAGGAGGUGGUUGAGCUCAUUAGAGACAAACGUGUCUGGAGAGAAUAUCUCAAACAAGUUCAUGAAAGAGAUUCUAAGAGCACCAAGUACGUUGACUGUGUCAUAUUUGUGUUAUUUGAGCGCAUACAACUAACAUAUACUAGUAUCUACAACAUCAAACCCACAGGGCAAAAUACGUGGGAUGCGGCGGAGAAACUACGGUAUGAGCAGUAUGGUGUAAACAAUCUAUGUCUGACACAAGCUUACAUAUUGAAUAGCAUGCAAAAGGAGCUUCUCCGUUUGGAACGUAACAAAGAGCGCAGACAGGCUCGUGAAAGACAGAAGAGCAAUCAACUGAAGAAGGCUGAAAAGGCUUCUAAUGAACCUGACGUUGCUUCUCCAUCUGCUACUGCCACUCCGACUCCCUUGAUAAACGAAAAGGCAGCUGGAACAACGAGAAAGUGCAACAACUGCGGUCAGGCUGGACACAUCAAAACAAACAAAAAGUACUGUCCCAUGAGUCCAGAUUACGACCCCUGAACGAAAAGAAAAAGCUUUCUUCAUCUUCUCAAGUGAGAUGGCAUCGACAUUCGGAAAUCAUUCUGCGUCACAACUGCUUUCUCAAUCGCUAACUUUACACCUUAGGCUAUGUCCUAAAUUGAAUGGCACAAUGAAGGCAGACGACACUGCUCCCAACCUUUUUUCCUAAUCUCUGAGCAGGUCCUCCUCCCAAAUUCAUCCCCACCAUAAUAUCUUUCAUGAAAAAACACACACUCUCCGAAAAAAAGCCACCAUCAUGCCCUUUCUCCAAGAGCAAUCACCCCCACAUUUCACCCCAGGAUGGAGAAUGGCUCUGAGGCUGUACUCAACAUUGCUGGUAGCUGGCCCAUGGCUCUUCCUCUUUUCUUCUCUCAACCAAAACACUUGUAACAGUACGAACAAAAAUUUCAGCACACGACUACAAUAAUGCAUCAGGAGCGGAGUCGCAUAGCAUGGAAAUGCAUUUGGCGUUUGGAGGGCUUCAUUUAUGGCGUUUGGAGCGAAGGUUGACAGUGCAUGCAAGCACGGACGGGAAUUUGAAUUUUGCAACCCUUUUUUCUUGUUUGGGUGGAGUAAUUAAUCUCUGUGGCCAGUAAGGAAGAGACGUUUGGGGGCGCGCUAUUGGGGUUUGGUAUUCACGCUAGAUUGAUGAGAGAUAUGGAGAUGGAUCAGUGUGCGGUGUUAAUGGGUGACUGAAGGAGGUCAUGGUCUUGAGAAUUAUGGAUACCCCAGCGUUUCAGUGAAAUUGAAAGCCACGUUUCGCCGUCAGUCUUUGGUCGUAUUUUG